CAACGAGAAUAGAGCGGAGGAGGAGGUGGUGGUGAGGAGGAGGAGGUGGUGGUGGUGGGGAGAAAGACGAGGAGAGAGCAGAAGUCGUGAGAAGACGAAGCGGAGGGAAGAGCAGAGGAGGAGGAGGAGGAGGAUACUCUACUCGGGGUGUUACCAGCCUCAUGAGAGACUCUGAGAAGGACACAGUGCUGGACGAAUGCUCGUGUGUCGUUUGCCACGGGGAACGUGACCCCGGUUUAACGAUGGUGGGAGCGGAGGAGCGGGUGGGUGAGGACGGGCUGCAGGCUGCGUUCAAGCGGCUGCGCGUCGAUGCUGAACAGGAAAAAAAAACUAACGGAAGUGGACAAGACUGCAGCAUUCAAAGUAUAGCUCCGCCACUUUCACCGACUGCUCUUGAAAACAGGCAGAGGAGACCGUGUAGAUCCAACAGAGCUCGCCCUCGACGUCGAAGAUCCAAGUCGCCCAUCCUUCACCCACCGAAGUUCACCUACUUUAGUGCUGCAGCACCAAAAGCAAAAACAUUUUUUGUGAGAAAUGGCCGGCUGGAACCUUAUCCGCAUGUCGGGGAGCAUCGUGAUGUCGGUCUUGCAAAUGAAAAUGCUAAGCUCGAGACUGCGACCGCAGACUACGUUGCAGUGAAACCUGACGUGACAGUCCCAAAUGUUGUGGCAGAUGAAUCCUGUUUGACUGCUAGUAAGUUCAUUGAUGCCAAUUCAAAAUACGUGAGCACCAUUGAUGGAAAAGUGUUUGAAGCGCCGGCGCUACAAAGCCUUCCAGAUUUCCACCGGCUUUCUGUAGACUCAACAUUGGGCGCUUUAACGAGUGCAGAAGGCGAUGGGUCAGAGGUGUAUUCCUUUACUGGGCUGCGAGAGGCAAUUUCCUCAACAGAAAGCAAGCCUGAAGACAGCAGUGCUUCCUCCCCAAAGAAGCGCUCACGCUCCAGCCACAGUUGUUCCACUUCACCAGUGCCCUUGCCUCCAAGCUCGUGCUCAGAACAAGCCCGAGUCGUGGACGACACGACGAUCGAGGACCUCUCGGGAUACCUGGAGUUGUACCUUUACCUUCCGAAGAAGAUGUCCAGCAUGGCUGAGAUGAUGUACACGUAAAGCUGUCCUGGUGCUCCCUCUGCGUCUUCCAUUGUCCAGUAAGCAGCUGAUUAUUGAGCCAGUUGCAGAUAAAAUGACAAUUGAAAAUGCUGUGGUAAAAAAAAAAUACUUAAAUGUCAAUUGUGUGCCUAGCAGCAUACUUUACCUUGAGAGUAAUAUGAGGCUAGAAUUAAAUAACCAAUAAAACAAAUCUGUCCAUUAUUAUCGCAUUUAAUAAACUGAUGGGAUUUACUGUGAGAAGUAUUUGCUUGUCAUGCAGAUUACCGAUUGGGUCUUUAAUGUCAGAGGGCAUUGUUCAGUAUUAAUAAAGGUAACGAAUGGAUUUCUGAUGCACACUGCUCAUAAGAAAACUAUUUGCUUGAAAGAUUAAGAGAUGUCUCAUAACGGGCAACCUCCAACAUGCUGAAGUACACACGUGGAUCUGUCGCCAUGUACCUGUUUGUACUUCCUGUAAUUAAAACUUGGACCUGGUGUGAAGACUUUACUGCUAAAUUAAAAGUGCCAUUUUAUAAUGUUUUAUUUCUUGACCUCCUGUAGCAUAGACCUCCGGCUGUGAAACUUCAUGCCUUUGACUUCGUGGUGCUUUCAUGAUAGGGCUCAUUGCAUGCCAGUUAGGUUAGUGGUGAGCGCAUUUAUGAUUAAGCUGUCAAAUGGCUUUAAAGAAAUUAGGCUUAAUGCUAAAUACAAAUGUUACAAGCCCACCUUAUACCCAAUUUAUGUUUACAUUUUUAUUUAGAUUUAUAUUAAUAUUUGCAAAUUGGCAUGUUCGCAAUGGAUGGGUUUAUAUUCUGCUCAAAAUGUGGAUUGAAAUGGAACAGCUGUGGUGAAUAAUAUCUUUGAAACAACUUUUUCGGUAUUGUUUACAGUCGGCGGACAUGUCAAGCAUGAUAAUUAUGGUAUUUAUUCAGCAGCCUGCUACCCAUGUUUCAUUAUAUCCUCAAGAGAGAUUUUGCAUUCAUAGGUGUUGGGUGUUGAGUGUUGGCAAGAUUUAGCUGAUAUGUACAUUAUCUGUACAUUGGUAUACACAUCACGUGAGCCCACAGAUUUGAUUGUAACUUAUUGCUACUGAAUAAAAUGAUA
Messenger RNA from Lethenteron reissneri (Far Eastern brook lamprey), 2186 nucleotides. RefSeq names its product oxidative stress responsive serine rich 1 (gene OSER1). NCBI's taxonomy places the organism in Eukaryota, Metazoa, Chordata, Hyperoartia, Petromyzontiformes, Petromyzontidae. The record is from RefSeq and is a predicted model, not a curated record. Gene Ontology annotation, biological process: cellular response to hydrogen peroxide.